This is a messenger RNA of Cherax quadricarinatus, 1320 nucleotides long. Its product is annotated as loricrin-like. The record is from RefSeq and is a predicted model, not a curated record. Lineage: Eukaryota; Metazoa; Arthropoda; Malacostraca; Decapoda; Parastacidae.
UGAACAGGGACGAAUGCCUGAAUAUAAAUACCUGGGAAGGAAGGUGAGUGCCAGUCCAGGUUGAUCACUGCUGCUGCUGGUGUAGGGGCAAACAGGCUGAGCUCAAGCAAGCAUGAGGGUCCUUACAACACUCGUGGUGACGCUGGGAUUGGUGUGUGUUUCGCUGGCUGAUCUUCUUCCCCAUGGAGGUGGCAGCUACGGCGGAGGUAGAGGUAGAGCCUAUGGUGGAGGCCAUGGUGGUGGAGCUAGCAUAGUUGCUGCCCAGCUUGUUGGCCGACACUCUACCACAACUGGUGGUGGUGGUGGAUAUGGGGGCGGCAUCAGAGGUGGACGUCAAGGGCCUAGUAUAGUUGCUGCUCAGCUUGUUGGCAAACACACUACCACAACUGGUGGUGGUGGUUAUACUGGCGGCAUUGGGGGCGGCAUCAGAGGUGGACGUCAAGGGCCUAGUAUAGUUGCUGCCCAGCUUGUUGGCAAACACACUACCACAACUGGUGGUGGUGGUUAUACUGGCGGCAUUGGGGGCGGCAUCAGAGGUGGACGUCAAGGGCCUAGUAUAGUUGCUGCCCAGCUUGUUGGCAAACACACUACCACAACUGGUGGUGGUGGUUAUACUGGCGGCAUUGGGGGCGGCAUCAGAGGUGGACGUCAAGGGCCUAGUAUAGUUGCUGCUCAGCUUGUUGGCAAACACACUACCACAACUGGUGGUGGUGGUUAUACUGGCGGCAUUGGGGGCGGCAUCAGAGGUGGACGUCAAGGGCCUAGUAUAGUUGCUGCUCAGCUUGUUGGCAAACACACUACCACAACUGGUGGUGGUGGUUAUACUGGCGGCAUUGGGGGCGGCAUCAGAGGUGGACGUCAAGGACCUAGUAUAGUUGCUGCCCAGCUUGUUGGCAGACACACCAGUUCAGGUGGUGGUGGAUACGGGGGCAGCAUCGGUGGUGGCAGCAUCGGUGGUGGCAUCAUCGGUGGUGGCAGCAUCGGUGGUGGCAGCAUCGGUGGUACCAGUUAUGGUGUGAGUGGCGGCAGUGGUUGCUGUGGUGGCAGUAGAGGAUGGUAAACAUCAGAAAACAUUCAUGAGCUAUGGUUUUUCAGCAAUACUAGAUCGUUGUUACAGUAAUCUCGGGUUGUGAACUACUGAAAGCACUGGCAGCAUACUGCUGCUCUUGUGAACUUGGUAUAUACAAUGAUUUACCUGAAUAUUGUUAUUCGAGAUUGUAUUUUAGCUAAAAGUUAUCAUGAGCUCUGUAAAUAUACUCUGAUGGUGCCAGUUACACCAAAGGGGUCAAUAAACCAAUAAUAAACCAAUAUUGUAACAGU